Closterium sp. NIES-67 is the source of this 2671-nucleotide messenger RNA. The record is from the annotation of a GenBank genome assembly. Lineage: Eukaryota; Viridiplantae; Streptophyta; Zygnematophyceae; Desmidiales; Closteriaceae.
GAAUCUGUCGGUGCAAAGCUUUCAGCCUCGCGAGGAAAAAAACACACUAGGACUCGACAACGCUCCCAACCAGCCUUGCUACGACGCCGCCGCCUUUACUUUGCUUCGCCCGCAGCAGCAGCAUCCAUUUUCACGCUGCUCGAAACAGACACCACUCUUGCGACCUGAGGCUCUCUCUUACGUUUGAUACUCGAUUACAGCCGGAUUGUUCCUUCCAAUCUUACCUAGUUGCUCACUGAGGUCUGUGGCUAUAAUAGAAUCAAAUGACGGCUGCGACGUUUCGCGUACCACUCAUCGCGUGACUGUCGGUGAAUCGGCGUAUCCUGAGUCCUGACCACUGUCGGCGUAUCGGCUCGUGACGGCGCUAUAAAAGGACUGCUCGUUAUUUCAAUAACAGUCAGUUAGUCGACCCGGUAGUCGAAACUUGUCUUUUUUCCUCAGCGAGGAAUCCGGUAGUGACUGCCUCCCACUUUUCAUUGGGUAGUGAUUUGCGACGCAGCCCCCUUGACCCAGCUUCCCACGUCCCACGACCCACUUGCCAGUUUCCGUUAACGACUCGGUCACCGAGUGCACGACUCCGUUGACGCAUUCCGUGACAUCAUUCGAACAACCAUGGCGAUGACUUCCAUGCAUCCGCGGCGCGGACUUCCCACGCUCGUCAUUCCGACCUGCGGCGGCCGCAAGUCACGCUCUAUCCACCGUGACGUUCUCUACCUCGGCCCAACCCCGCCAGCCUUGCUCCCGCUCCUCCUUCUCCUGUCACUCGUCGCGUCGGUGCUGCUUCCCGCCGCCACCGCCGCAGCAGCAGACAGUUCCUCGCGCGACAACUGGGCCGGCGGAACGCCCGUCCAGGCGGAGUCUCUCGAUAUAAGCACGUCGUUCGGCGUGAGCACCGACCUCGGUGUAGGAACGGAGCUGGUUUCUGCUUCCCCCCUAUCCGUGAAAUCCGCGUCUGCUGUCGACGGUUCAGAUCGCACGAUCGAUCUCAUGGCGAUGACGGCAGCGGCCGGCAAGGGGAAAACUUCUGGCACCGGCAAAUCCGCCGGAACAGGCGCGGCCGCGGGGUCGGGCGCGGGGACGGGCGGGAGUAAGGGAACGGGAGCGAGCGCGGGGAAAGGAACGGGGACGCGCGCGGGGAAAGGGACGGGGACGGGCGCGGGGUCGGGCGCGGGGAAAGGUACGGGGACAGGUGCGGGUAAAGGUACAGGAACAGGCGCGGGGAAAGGUACGGGGACAGGCGUGGGUAAAGGUACGGGGACAGGCGCGGGGAAAGGUACAGGGACGGGAGCGGGUAAAGGUACAGGGACAGGCGCGGGGAAAGGCACGGGGACAGGCGCGGGAAAAGGUACGGGUAGUGGCGUGGGGAAAGGUACAGGGUCAGGGACGAGGGCGGGGGCGGGGACGGGGGCGGGAGCGGGGAAGGGGACGGGGACGGGGACGGGGGCGGGGACGGGGGCGGGGACGGGGACGGGGACGGGGACGGGCGGGGACGGGGACGGGGACGGGGACGGGGACGGGGACGGGGACGGGGACGGGGACGGGGACGGGACGGGGACGGGGACGGGAGUGGGGACGGGGAAGGGACGGGGAAGGGGAAGGGGACGGGGACGGGGACGGGGACGGGCAAGGGUGCAGGUGCAGGGAAGGGAACCGGCGCGGGCAAGGGGAAGGGGACGGGGGCGGGAAGCUCAAGGGGUUCCGGAUCUGGCGCGGGGAAAGGCACGGGCACGGGGACAGGCGCUGGCUCGGGAACGGACGCUGGAUCUAAGUCGGGAAGGUCCUCGGGGGACGGCGGGGAUCUUGUCCGCGGAGGGGGGGGCGGAACGGGGAGCGGGGCGGGGAACGGGACGGGGGGCGGUGGGCAAACGGGAAGCGGGGGGACGGGGAGCCAGACUGGGAGCGGAGGGGACGCGGGCAGCGGAGGGCAGUCGAGCGGAGGGGGCGGAGCUACCAGCGGAGGCGGAGCAGCAGGCUCCGGAGGCCAAGCGCCAGGCGGAGCGCCGGAGUCUAACCUGACGGCGGAGCAGCAAGCAACACUGGCCAUAGUGAACGAGGCUUUAAGGUUUUUGUACGAGCGGAAAUUCACAGGAGCUGCAACGGGGAUCCGAGCAAGCGGUUUGAACGAGACACUUAUGAAUACACUGCUCACCGGCAACGUUACGAUAUUUGCACCAACCAAUGGAGCGUAUUUCCGCAUGCCCAAGAACACACGCUUCGGUGGACUGCAGAGGAAGAAGGCCAUUCUGUGGCAGGUGAUGGCCUAUCACGUGCUGCCACGUCGGAUGGAGUUCAACGACCUUAAGGCCCUUGGGAAUGGAUUCUUGCUGGAAACACUCGAUAAGAUUCCGUUGAAGAAGAACCAGACUGACUCUUCGUUGCGCAUAUCCAAGGCAGAUGACUCUUGGGGGGCCCGAGUGGUGCUUCCAAACAUGUACAUAACCCCGUCAAUCGUCAUUCAUGGGGUCGAUACCGUGCUCUUGCCGACAAAAGUCAAGAACAAUGGCACAUGGACAUCGAUAUAAUAAAGGCGUCCUUCUACGAUGGUUAUUUGUGCUGCAGGUUGACGUGGAUUGUGUGUAUGCAUAACUUUUCGGUUGUCUAGUCUAGUUGUAAUGGCCCUUCCUUUUGCUAUUGUGCUGUCUGCACAACAUCGAAUUGCUGAGGCAAUCUA